AUGUACUUUACGUUCGGGACGGACAUCGAUCCCUUCCUAGUGAAAAACUUCAAUGUGCAAUCCACCAUCGGGCUAGUGACGUUAUGCGUUGGUUUGAUAGCAUUGGCGGUGGUCUUCGAGUCACUGAAAACUGUGCAUUUCAUGGCGAGGGUUCACCGACGGUUAUUAUGUUGCAGUCAGCCAGAUUGCAAGGAAUAUAUCAAUAAAGAAGCGUUCAUGAUUACAUUUAGGAUGAAAAUUUUUGAUUGCAUUAGAACAUUGGGAGUUUACACGUUUCAAAUGUUGGUCGGAUAUAUUUUAAUGUGCGCAAUAAUGACAUUCAAUGGGUACAUUUUUUUUGCCACUGUUGGAGGAUAUGGUUUGGGAUACUGGUUGUUUGGCUUAACAAUGAUGCAUUUGUCAGCAAGGAAUUUACUCAAAUCCCAAGAUGUUCCAAUCAGAUGUAAAAACUGUACUAGAAUCAACAUUAACAAAAAAGAUACUACGGAGGAUAGUAUUAGUACUGAUAUAAGUGACGAUAUAGGACCAAGUACAAGUUCUGUGGUUGAAGUGGAAAUACAUACCUAA
Messenger RNA from Macrosiphum euphorbiae (potato aphid), 567 nucleotides. The record is from the annotation of a GenBank genome assembly. NCBI's taxonomy places the organism in Eukaryota, Metazoa, Arthropoda, Insecta, Hemiptera, Aphididae.